GUGCUGCCCAUAUGUCAAAGUCUUUGUGCUUUUCAAGACAGCGAGGCGACAGAAGGAAAAAAACAGCUGGAUCCAAGGAUCAUUCCAGCUAGCGGCUCUGCUAGCUGUAUCCUCUCCUCAAGCCAGCUAUUUCUCCUCGGUUGGCUGACUUCGACAAGCUGGUUUGGAGGCUGAUGAUGUGGUGUGAAGAUGGAGGCUCCUGAAUACCUGGACCUGGAUGAGAUUGACUUCUCCGAUGAUUCAGUGUAUUCUGUGACGUCUUUGAAAAGCAUCCCAGAGUUGUCCAGGAGGAGUGAUGGCCAGGCCGAGGAGCGACCAGCUCCAGCCAUCAGUUGGAGUCGUGGCGUUUCCUCCCACAGCAGUGGGGGAAUCAAACCUACGGGACUCGCUGAGGUCCACAGUAAGUUCCGGCCGGUAAAGAGGGUUUCACCUCUCAAACACCAACCAGAGACCACUGACUCUGACUCUGAUGGUAAAGUUCAAGUCCAAGGGCUGGUGGAGCCAGGGGAGAGCAGUAAGGAUGACUUAAGCUCUGACAAACAGACUCAAGCCUCCACCUCCACUGAUGGGUCAGGAGGGAAGGCAAAGGGCCUCGGUGGCAGCGUUGGUGUCGUGGGGGGGAACAACCCUCAGGUUCUGUUCGGAGAGCUGGAGCACUAUGAUCUGGACAUGGACGAAAUCCUGGACGUGCCUUAUAUUAAGUCCAGUCAGCAGAUGUCCACGCUGCCUCGCGUGCCUCAUGAUAAGCGAUCAGUGACGGGGAGCAACCUGGGUGGGGGCACCCUGGAGAGGAACAGGGGAGGAGGGCUGAAGAGCUCCGCUUUACCCCAGAACGAGCCCCUGAGUCUGGCCAGCAGCUCACAGUCUCCGUAUUGUGUCCUAUCUCCGGUGAAAUGGUCAGAUCUGAGGAAGUCCAAGUCCAUGGAUCCAGACCUCCACCACCUCCACCGCUCCCCAGCUGGAGGAAGCUACCAGUCAGAGUUGGUCUCCUCUGGACUUCUCAGCUGCUCCUCCUCCCUCUCUUCUUUCUCUGAUGCAGACAAACUACUGUCUGUGCGGGUCUACCAAGACUCCCAAACCCAGAGGCCAAGCGUGGAGCCUCCAGGGGGUCCAGGGCUGAUGUUCCCACUGCCAGGUUGUAGCAUGGGCAGGCAAGAUGCCUCCAAGCCCUGGGCUCCUGGACCAGGAGGAGCAGGUGGAGGCAGUGGUGUCCCAAGGGGAUUUGGAGGAGGUGGAGUAGCAGGUGGGGAGGUGGACGAGGAGACCAAGAAGAACCAGAACAUUAUCAAUAUUGUCAGAGAAGGACAGAUCUCCUUGUUGCCUCACCUGGCAGCAGAUAACUUGGAGCUGAUCAGAGAUGAGGAUGGGAACAACCUGCUGCAUAUCUCAGCCUCUCAGGGUCAUGCUGACUGUCUGCAGCAUCUCACCUCUCUGAUGGGAGAGGACGGCCUCAAUGAGCGGAACAACCAGCAGCUCACUCCUGCUGGUCUGGGAGUGAAGAACGGUCAUCUGGAGUGUGUGAGGUGGAUGGUGAGUGAGACGGAGGCCAUCGCAGAGCUGAGCUGCACCAGAGAGCAUCCCAGUCUGAUCCACUACGCUGCCCGCUAUGGGCAGGAGAAGGUCUUGUUGUGGUUGCUUCAGUUCAUGCAGGAACAGGCAAUCUCACUGGACGAAGUUGACCAGAAUGGAAACACUGCUGUCCAUGUAGCAGCUCAGUAUGGACACCUGACCUGUAUACAGACUCUGGUGGAGUACGGUUCUAAUGUGACCGUCCAGAACCAGCAGGGGGAGCGGCCUUCCCAGAGUGCUGAGCGGCAGGGACACACGACCUGUGCUCGAUACCUGGUUGUCGUGGAAACCUGCAUGUCGUUGGCCUCACAGGUUGUUAAGCUCACCAAACAGCUCAAUGAACAGGCAGCAGAGAGGAUGACUCUACAGAAACAACUGCAGAGAAUGAUGGACCCCAACAAGGCAGAGGGGACCCCUUCCCGAUCACCCAGCUCCCAUCAGCCCUCAGUGGAGGCAUGGCCAGAGAUGAUGCUGACAGCGGAGGGGACUCCAGGUGAUGGUCAGUGGUUGGUUCGUCAGGGAGGAGUGGGUCCGGACUCUGUGUUGCGGCAGCUGCUUGGGAAGGACAUGUCAGAUACACUGUGUCCAAGAGAGAGGCUUCCUCCAGCAGGCGGCCUGAACAGAGAGGGCCCCUGCGGACCCGGGGCUCCUGGGGCCCGCAGAACUGGGCUGGUGGAGAGGAGAGAGCUCAAACUAGCAAGACUCAAACAGAUCAUGCAGCGUUCUCUGAGUGAAUCUGAUUCUGAUGGUUAUCCACCAGAAGAAGGGAAAAAUCAAGGAGCCUCAGCGUCAAACACGUUGCGACCUGAUCGGCCGACCCACCUGCCAGUCACAGAAGAGGAGCCAUUGUCAAACCACCUUAAUCUGAUGAUGAGGACACACCUCCCCUCCUCCUCCACAGCUGACAAGAAGCUGGCGUUUUCUCUUAGCGGAUCAAAGUCGGUGGACAGCAUCGGUUACAACCCCUCCCCCACCUCCAGUGACCCAGAGGCCACUGAUGGUAAAACACCGGAUGCUUCUGCCGACUUCCAUGAUGCGUCUAAUGGCCAAAAAGUUGCCACGAGCCCCAAAAGUGCCCUGAAGUCGCCCUCGUCUCGAAGGAAAACGUCUCAGAACCUCAAACUGAGGGUCACCUUCGACGAGCAGGUCCACAAGAGCUCCAGUCAGGAGACAGAGCAAACCAAAGGGCAUCAUGGGAAGGAAAGGACUCCAACAGGAAGCUCUGAAAGCAAACGACCGUUCGGGGCAUUUCGCUCCAUCAUGGAGACACUGAGCGGAAACACAAAUCACAACAAUAACAACAGCAGUGGUCAGUCAGGCUCUGCUGUUAAACUGUCCACUUGUCAGAACUCACCUGGCAGGAAGUCAGAGAGUAAAGGCAGUCCAGGAGGAGGAGCCAGAGGAAAGGGCAAAACCAGUAACGUUUAACCAAUUGGUGCCUACUGAAGGGCAGAGAGCACAUAACAAACACACCACUACUACAACCAGCAAACAGCAAGAGGCAGUGAACAUGAGAAAUGUAUAGCGAUUAACCUGUUUGACACAUUUUGUGUCAAUUUUGUACCCAUUCUUCCCAGUUUUAUAAAUUUCUGAAACUGAACACACAUACAUAUCUAUGACAUAUCUGUGACUCUUUCCAAUAGUAGAUGUGAUCUCUGAUUGAAGACAGUGUCCAUAAAUUUACUUAGAUAUCAAAUUAAAAAAUACCCCAGAUUCAAACAAGUAUAGAUGUACAUAUAUACAAGUAUAGUGUUCAGCUGUCUAAGUCACGUAUCAUGGGAACUAUAGUACCAAAACUCAGAAAAUAUCAGUCCUAAGGGAAAUUAAAACAAAGCAACCCAUUUGCUUUGUUUUCUUGUUAAGCUGAAAUAAGGCUCAGAAUGUUCCAUCAAUAUAGGUGUUUUUAUAUCCCUGGAAAAAUGAUCCUCUCCUCCAUCAUUCAAAUGCUGUUAUUUAAUGUGUUAUGAAAUUAUGUGAACAUAUACACAAGAAAUGUAAUUUCAAAUUAGAUUAGCAUGCAUUAGCAAGCAUUUCUAAGUGGGUUAACUUAACUUAUCCUGAAAAUAAAGUAAAAUAAUAUGUGACAGGGAGUAAGUUUGCUUCAAGGUUGGAAGGGUUAACAGGGUUUUCAGUAAAGGACAGUAAACUACAGCAACAUAAAAAAACAUCGGCCACUUCAUAUUUUAACAAUUUACUUAGAUGUUUAAUGACUUGACUAAUCAAGAGUGUGAUUUGUUCACUUGAAGGUAAAGUUAUAUCUACAGCCACAGUUUGUUUAUUUGGCCCAAGUCACAGUGGUGAAAAACUAACUUGAUUUAAUUUUUUUCAUUUGGUUUGGAUACAUUCACAUCAGCUGAUUAGGAGCUGGCCAGCUCUUGUAAACAAACAAAUAAACAAACUUUGUUUAUUGAACCUGGUGUCUUGCCAAUUUGUCUCUUUUAAUACAGGAGACUUCAUUUAUUUAUUCAUAAUGACAGUGGCUUUUAGACUGCACACAGAGACAAUAAAAAGUUGACUCAGGGAGUCAACGUCUGUCUUCUUUUAACCAUAAUCCUUUGUUUAUAUUACCACCAGAAAUAUGAACUAUAAUAGAAUAUAUAUAAUAGAAAUAUAAAUUUAACUCAAGGUUGACUUACUAACUUUUUCUGGACGUUUAAACACCAACUUGCCAAUGGAUGGAGUUUUUUUCUCUUGUCACCGCAUGUGUCAGCUCCAAAAAAGCAAUAAAUAGGCUGUUUUUAUUGUUAUUUUGUCAAACUACGACUCCUGAGGUCAAGUAUUAACAUUCAAAAAACACAUUAUUUUUUAUCAAGAGAGUGGUUUAAUUUCAGCAAUAACACUAUUUUAUGAAACUUCCUUUCUUCCUCUUCCUUUCUUAGUUAUACUGAAGCUUUUGAGAUAACGUUUCUCAUGUUCUUUGCCUCAAACGUUUGAUUUAUGAUGGUUUUUAUACAGUUAAAGGACUGAAAGACAAGAACAGAAACUGUCUCAGCUCUGUUCUGUUUGUUAAAAUGUAUUUCAUGCUGUUAUUCAGAGACGGAUAUUGAGACGAAAGUUUGUGUGUAAUGGAUUUGAAGCAGUUGUUUUUAUUGACAGACUAAAGGAAAUUUGUGUAUUAAUCAGUGUCCUGCAGAGACCUCAUCUCUCCAUAAUUCACCUUUUCAUACAUUUUUUAUCACAUUUAGUUUGUUUGUUUGUUUCGACUUCCAGAACUUUUCCAGAGUUAUUUGGUCUGCAAAACAAAACAAAAAAAGAGUGUCAAAACAUAAUCUUUCUAAACGGAGAUUAUAGGCUUCUGUUUUGCUGCCACUCUGUUACUGUAUUCUGAACUCCACUAAAGAUGAAUAUUAGUAUUUAUGUUUAAGCACAUAGUUAUAUGAUUUGAAAUCCUAAAAAAUGUGGUUAUAAUCACACGUCGUUAACGUGCACUGGCACAAAAAAUGUUUUUCAAACCACUGUAUAUGUAGUAUUUAAUUUUUUUCAUCAUAUUCCACACAUUUUUUUAAUUUCCAUGGUUAUUAUCUAUGCAGUAUUUGUGGCAUGAAGUAGACUUUAGUUGUGUGAUGUGUUUGAGACGGGGAGGUUUAAGGAUGCACCUUCUACAGCGGCUGACAAACCGAUCAUAUGAACUUUAAAUAGAAAGAAGAAGAAGCGGAUGAAGCAGAAGUUUAAACUUGUCAUUCCAGAGAUUAUAUACAGCUUCCAGGAGAUUGUGAACAUUGGCAAACUGUCACAGAGCAUGAAAGUAGAAGGCUAAGGCUGUUAUCUAACGCUCUUCUCCACUGUUCAGACAUCAGUGAGUCGGUAUAUGAUAGCAGAUAAUGUUAAACACAAAUGUUUUUAUUUGAUCACUUUUCUUAUGAUUUCCAUUUUAGGCUAAAUUCUACCAUGUACAUGACGAUAAGUUGGAAUCAACUGUUUGAACAUUGAUUCUGGCUCUGUGUAACUCCAAAACUGUUGUCGUCUGUAAUUUUCUGGGCCUUUGAUGGUGAAUACAGACACAAAAGCUUCACUAGCCCCAAGAGGCUACAGAAUUCAUUAAACUUAUGUAGCUUUUUUACAGUAUUAGGGUUAAAACUAAGUUUCUUCCUCAGGGUGGUGCUAGAAGGAAGGUCAAAGGGUUCACCAGAAUCAGUAGAAAUCACCAUAAGUAUCAACAUUUCUAUGAAAAUCUGACCAGGACUUAAAAUUCAUUCAUCUGUUUCAUGUCAUCAGUCAGUGUUUACCUCUGUGUGUUAAAUCUAGUUUUAGCAUAAAGACUGGAGACAAAUUAGAGAAAAUGUCAGUGUUUCUUUUAGCCUCACCACUAACUAAGUGAACAUCAUUCUCCUUGCCAUUUUGUUUUUAUUGUGUAUGAAAGAACUCAGAACAGAAAUACAGAUUACAGCCUUGGCUCUCUAAUUUGUAGCUUUGAGGGGAACUGGAACACAUUGGCCAUGUUUUUGAUACAUGUUUACGUUAAUACAAAUACUGUGUUUGGUUCUGAUGCAGCUGAAACUGACCAUUGUUAGACAUCAGUCUGUAGAGUUCUUCUUUCACAUUCCUUUUUGUUUAUGUAUCUGUAGUUUGGAUUAGCGAGAUUCUGCUGUGCAGUUCACUUCAGGUUCGCAAAGACCUUUUUUGCAGUUUACCAUUUUUAGGUUUACACACUCCUAUACUGUUGUAGUUCUUCAUUUGGGAGAUGAUGGUGGAUAUUUUUGUGGCAGUGGAGUCUGGGAGGAUUUACCCGCAUCCAGUUUUCUUAUUCUGACUUGUUAAAGGGAACAUUCAGCAUUUUAAUGUCUUCACUAGAGUCAGGUGAGCAGGUCAUUUUAAGUCUUUUGGUUUAGUAAAGGUACACUACUGAAUGAUUAGCUAAGAAGCUGCUGGACAAUCAGAUGGAUUUCUGACAGAAAUACUGGUCAGACAUGUGCAGUUUUUGCAAUAGUGAUUUCUCCAUGUGGCUUCCAUCAAAAGAUCUGUUAUAAACUGCAAUGAGCCCUAGAUGAUACAAGACUAUGUCUUUCCAAUUCAUCCAUCCUUUUUUUCUACCCUUCUGCUUUUCAUUCAAAGUAGAAAUGCAAAAUUUCUAUCUUUUUCAUUUUUGUCUGCAUUUUGGAAAUAGGACCAUCUUGAUUCAAUAAAACUUUAUUCAAAGGACCAAUUCUCACAUCCAGCUUUGUGUUUAUGUUCAUUGUGAGCACCUUUCAGCUUUCAACUUGCAGUCAAUGUAUAGCAGGUUAGCAGAACAUACAAAAAAUGAAGUGAAAUUUCUCUAAAACUAAUUAACAAAACUCAACACAACUAACUACAAUAACAAUAAGAAAACACUGUCUAUGCCUACCAUCUCAUUUGUCAAUUAAUUCUUUCCGGGAGACAACAUUAGGUAACUACACACUCAUUAAGUAGACUUACCAGAAAUUUUUAGGUUUUCCAACUGUGUAGGCUGGAGUUACCAGGGAAACUUCCAAUCUCAAUUGCCUUAAAAUUUCGCUUACUGCUAAAACAAUCAGUGUUCUGACAGUGGGUUUGUUUUAUUUAACGUGUCUGCAUUGUGACCACUUCUUUAGGACACCAGAAAGGACAUUGGCAUUGUUAAUGUGGUAUCUUUCUACAGAGGAGACAAACUAAACUCCACCUGUUUUACUCUAUUGUUAUUUUUUAUGAACUUUUUAGAUGGACAGUGUUGCUGCAUCGACUUGGAAGUUUACUCUCGAUGCAAAAAAAAAAAAAAAAAAAUGAAUGAAUGUUGGAGGUCUAAACUGAAUUCAGUUUUGUUUUGUUUUUUUACUAACCAGCAUGUACAGAGACAGACAACUGCUCUUCUGUCCUUCUGUUAUUGAAGCGGUUGUGAAACUGAAAUAAAUUCUUACCUUGAGCAAAUAA
Messenger RNA from Scatophagus argus, 7434 nucleotides. Its product is annotated as synuclein, alpha interacting protein. Lineage: Eukaryota; Metazoa; Chordata; Actinopteri; Scatophagidae. Gene Ontology annotation, molecular function: ubiquitin protein ligase binding. The transcript is spliced from 12 exons. Bases 190 to 2997 code for a protein of 935 amino acids. The record is from RefSeq and is a predicted model, not a curated record.